Molecule: messenger RNA, 561 nt
Organism: Mauremys mutica (yellowpond turtle)
Lineage: Eukaryota; Metazoa; Chordata; Testudines; Geoemydidae
Gene: PCP2
Product: Purkinje cell protein 2
Exons: 4
Coding region: 78-446 (122 amino acids)
Molecular function (GO): guanyl-nucleotide exchange factor activity; protein binding
Source: RefSeq, a predicted model, not a curated record
AGUGAGAACCGGCCGUGGGGCGAGGAGCUGUCAGCGCAGAGUUUGGGACACUGGUUGGCAGCAGCGCCAGGCUCAGGAUGACCACGGUAGAAGCCAAAGCCGAGGAGGAGGAGAAAAAGGAGCCAUCACCGGCCUCCAACCCAUCCAGCGGGUCGGUCUCCCCAGAGCAGGAAGGCUUCUUCAACCUGCUGACCCACGUGCAGGGCGGGCGCAUGGACGAGCAGCGCUGCAACAUCCAGAUCGUGCAUGGCAAGAGCGGUGCUGACCCGGAGAAGCAGGACAGCCCCAGCCCCCCGCCGGAGAUGGACAGUUUCCUGGAUAUGCUGGCACACACGCAGAGCCGGCGGAUGGACGACCAGCGCGUCAGCUUCAACUACCUCCCAGGCUUCCAGAACACCGACCGCAACGCCCCCAGCAAGCCGGCCUCCGGGCCCACCAAGAAGUGAGCGCCCCCAUGGCGGGGGGAGGAGCCGACAUGCCUGAUGGCCGCGCUAGCACCCGUGCCCUGCAGCACCUGCCCCGCCCACUCUGUACAACCCCAGUGCCCCAAUAAAGGCCUGG